AUGGUGCGCAUGGGACGCAGGGCUGCGGCCCUCCUGGCUACCCUGCUGCUCCUCUGCCUCGCGGGGGCGUUCACCACGACCCACGCGGCGACCGACAGCACCGCUCUCGGCACUGAUUCCGGCAGCUCUUCCAGCAGCGGGGUUCCUUGCGCUGUGGUCUGCGAAGGUGAGCACGAUGGCUACGCUCCGAAGGUGUGCCAGCUCGUGUACAUCGACUCGGGCAGCGGCGGGGUGAAGGUGUUCGCGCGCGUCCUCCAGUGGUCCUCCUUCGUCAUCUCCCUGUCGCUGUUCACGUUCUUCUCGUACCAGUACUUCGUCGCGACGUGCGGGUGGGAGGUCAUCUACGUUGGCGCCCUCGAGUCCAUGUACUACAUCCUCGAGAUCUUCUUCGAGAGCUACCCGCCCUUCACGGUGUACAACGCGAACGGCGCGACCGCCGCGUGGCUCAGGUACAUGUCGUGGCUGCUGACGUGCCCGGUGAUGCUCAUCCACUUGUCCAACAUCACGGGCCUGGGCGAGCAGUACAACAGCCGCACCAUGCGCCUCAUCACCUUUGACCAGGGCACCCUCAUCAUGGGCGUCACCGCCGCGCUCGCCACGGGCGUGCCCAAGAUCAUCUUCUUCCUCAUCGGUGUCGUCUUCGGUGGCACGACCUUCUACACGGCCGCCCAGAUCUACAUCGAGUCCUACCACGUGGUCCCCGCGGGUAUCUGCCGCCAGCUGGUGCGGUACAUGACGUGGGCGUUCUUCCUCUCGUGGCCCAUCUUCCCGCUCAACUUCCUGGCGGGGCCGGAGGGCUUCGGCUUCUUCAACUCGUCGGGCUCCGUCAUCGCCCAGAGCGUGUGCGACCUGAUCUCGAAGAACCUGUGGGGGAUGCUCGGCUGGUACCUGCACUACAAGGUGCACGAGCACGUGGUCAUGCACGGCGUCGUCACCAAGCGCAUGGAGGUGGACUUCUUGGGGACGAAGCGCGUGAUCGAGGCCUGGGCCGACGAGGACGACCCGGACGCCACGCGCCAGGCGUCGCACGCGGUGUCGCAGCGCCGCUCCAUCCGCAACAUGCGCACCCAGCUCAAGUCCCGCGGCCGCCGCGUGCGCCCGUCGCUCGACGAGGACGCGGAGAUGCCCAGCCACAUCGACCAGGAGAUGAUCAAGCCCAUGGUCGCCGGUCCGUUCGGGCCCGUCAAGUCGGACGUGGCGCUCGGCACCGCGCGCGGCCGCCUCCCCGCCGCGCCCGCCGCCAUGGCCGCGAACGCCGGCUGGAAGACCACGCCGUCCGGGCCCAAGUACAGCCUGCCGUCGUCGGCCCUCGUGGUGGUCGCCGCGCAGGACGAGGGCACGGUGGCCUUCUUCCGCAGCCAGUUCGAGCAGCUGCCGUGCAGCGUCACCGUGGAGCACAUCCAGAACGACAGCGAGGCCAUGCAGUGCCUGGGCUACUACAAGUCCAUCAACCAGACGGUCGACUUGGUGCUCCUGCAGCCCUCGGUCGCGCAGGCCAACCCCGCGAUCGUGCAGGCCGUCAAGUCGAACUUCGGCGUGCCCGUCGUGGCGUUCAGCAGCUCGUCCGCGUCGGCCUCGCAGCUCGGCGCCGACGACAACAUCGAGGGCCCCACCCUGGGCACGCCCUUCAACAAGGACGUCCUGGCGCAGGCGCUGUCCAAGCACCACGGCGGGGCGCGCUCCGCCGUCGCGAACCCGAUGUACUCGGCCGCCCCCGCGACGCCGAUGACGCCGGGCUCGGGCGCCAUGACGCCCGGCGGCGCUCAGUACGACCCGGCCAUGGUCAAGUCCAUGAUGGACGAGAUCGCGCGCCUCAAGGCCGCCGCCGGCCUGCAGUAG
Molecule: messenger RNA, 1839 nt
Organism: Pedinophyceae sp. YPF-701
Lineage: Eukaryota; Viridiplantae; Chlorophyta; Pedinophyceae
Source: the annotation of a GenBank genome assembly